AUUGUAUCUAAGGACGACCGCAUUUAUAUAAAGCGGAGGAGUGCCGUGGAAAUUUUAUUUCGUUAACGAAAGCGACGUCGUGCCUCUAGAGGAAAGAUUUUCGCUGCAUCAUGAAGGACGAGCUUAAGUAUCUUACGGGUUUCGGAUGCGAAUUAUUCAGCGAGGAUACGCGUUGUCCUGGGGCGCUGCCUGUUGGGCAGAAUAAUCCGCAGAAAUGUCCAUAUAAUCUUUACGCCGAACAAUUAUCGGGAACAGCAUUCACCGUUCCACGAAAUCAAAAUAAAAGGUCGUGGCUCUAUCGGAUAAAACCAUCUGUCGUUCAUAAACCGUUCAAGGUCUUUAAUCGAGCUUACGAUAACGAAUCUUACGACUGGAACAAGACAUAUCCAAAUCCCAAUCAGCUAAGAUGGAAGACUUUUGACGUCCCUAGUCGACAAGAUCCUGAAGUCGAUUUUAUCAAAGGUCUUCAUACUCUGUGUGGUGCUGGCGAUCCCAGAAUGCGUCAGGGUGUCGCGAUACAUAUGUAUUUGUGCAAUGCUUCUAUGAAAGAUAGAGCUUUCUAUAACGCCGAUGGUGAUUUUCUCAUCGUACCGCAAUUGGGCGCUCUGCAGAUCACCACCGAAUUCGGAAAGAUGCGAUGCGAACCGAACGAGAUAUGCGUUAUUCAGCAGGGAAUGCGAUUUUCUGUCACUGUUUUCGGUCCAUCCAGAGGUUACAUUCUCGAGGUCUUUGACAAUCACUUUCAGCUGCCGGACUUGGGACCGAUAGGAGCGAACGGUCUGGCGAGUCCGAGAGACUUUCAGACACCGGUAGCUUGGUACGAGGAUCUCGAGACUGAUUACGAGAUCGUAUGCAAAUAUCAGGGAAAGCUGUUUGUAGCCGAUCAAGAUCACAGUCCCUUCGAUGUGGUCGCAUGGCAUGGCAAUUACGUACCUUAUAAAUAUGAUCUCGAUAAAUUUAUGGUCAUCAAUUCAGUCUCCUUUGACCACUGCGAUCCGUCUAUUUUUACUGUGCUGACUUGUCCUACUAACAAGCCUGGAACCGCCGCGGCCGACUUUGUGAUCUUUCCACCCCGAUGGUCCGUGCAGGAGCAUACUUUCCGACCCCCUUAUUAUCAUCGAAAUUGCAUGAGCGAAUUUAUGGGACUUAUAAAAGGUCGUUAUGAAGCGAAGGAGAACGGUUUCUCUGCUGGUGGUGCAUCAUUACACUCUGUCAUGACUCCACACGGUCCUGAUAAGCAAUGCUUCGAGGCCGCGACCAAAAACGAACUGAAACCGGAACGCAUCGGCGACGGUAUGCAAGCAUUUAUGUUCGAGACCUCGUACAGCAUGGCCGUGACGGAAUGGGCCAGUAAAUUCUGCAACAAGCUGGACGAUGCCUACUAUGAAUGCUGGCAGGAUCUACGGAAGAACUUCGAGCCUAUCGCCGUCGAUAGUUUAAAUGCACGCAAUUAUUAAUGAAUUUGCAUCUUAACGCGAUCGACCAUUAUCAAUAAGAUAAAUCUUUGAUAUUUUUCAUUUUGUUUGUUUUAUUGUUAGACUUUUUAAGAGCAUGUGUUUUUAGAUGAUCGUAUGUUUACUUUCUUUUUUGAUUUGUUUUGAUGAGAUAGAAAGCUUUUCUCUUUCAAACAGAGCAUAUUUUCCCUUUCACUAAUGACUGCAUGAUAUAAAGAGUUUUUUAAAUAUCUUUUACAGUUGUAUAUAUAUAUAUAUAUAUAUAUAUAUAUAUAUAUAUGUAUGUAUGUAUAUAUAUAUAUUGUUGUGCGUCCUGUUACCAUCUUUUUCUCCUCCAAGAAAUCUUUUCAUAGCGUGUCGCGUCCGAAACAUAUCGUGCAAAAAUAUAAAAUUAUCUGGUGCGUGCAGUUGCAAAUUGAUUAUAAAUUCGCUACAUCGACAAUAUCGCGUCCGCAUGAAGAAUGUGUUACUGAGUGCAAAGAACUUUUAAUCGCAUUUACCGUCUACCAA
This is a messenger RNA of Camponotus floridanus (Florida carpenter ant), 1964 nucleotides long. RefSeq names its product homogentisate 1,2-dioxygenase (gene hgo). NCBI's taxonomy places the organism in Eukaryota, Metazoa, Arthropoda, Insecta, Hymenoptera, Formicidae. The transcript is spliced from 8 exons. The record is from RefSeq and is a predicted model, not a curated record. The coding region runs from base 111 to 1457 and encodes 448 amino acids. Gene Ontology annotation, biological process: L-phenylalanine catabolic process. Gene Ontology annotation, cellular component: cytoplasm. Gene Ontology annotation, molecular function: homogentisate 1,2-dioxygenase activity.